Molecule: messenger RNA, 2640 nt
Organism: Schizosaccharomyces cryophilus OY26
Lineage: Eukaryota; Fungi; Ascomycota; Schizosaccharomycetes; Schizosaccharomycetales; Schizosaccharomycetaceae
Product: sec14 cytosolic factor family protein
Exons: 2
Coding region: 649-1992 (447 amino acids)
Source: RefSeq, a predicted model, not a curated record
UGUUGUCAACCUGUAAGGUAAACGACUCUUCUUAUAAGAAGCUUCUUAUAAAAGGAAAGAGUACUGCAGCUGUCGUUUUUUUAACGGUUUUUGAGAAAGUUCGAUUUCCGUUUUCUUUCUACUACUCUUGAUAGACGUUGAGAAUCACUGGUUUUCUCGCCUGACCCUCUUCAGCUAACUAGCUUGCUUGCUUUCUUUGAGUAGCUCUUGAUCUGGUUCAGCUUCUUUGUUGUUCACUUUCUUCUAUAUUUUUUAUAACGUUUCACUCUACCUCGGUGAACUUUUUGUCUAUUCCAAAGGAGACGUCUUUUUUCUAAUCUAUAGGGGAAACAUACACACACCUAGUUAUUUUGUUAUUCUUGCAUUGCAUCUUCUUUAUUUUUUACCUUUUUUUUUUUUUUGCUUUGCUGGCUUAGUUAGUAUUUAUCACAGUGCCAAAAGCAAUCGAUUUUUGUUGAUCUAAAGUGGAAUUUAUAAAUUGGGAAGGCUUUGCUCUUUGUUAAUCAUAUUUCCAUUAUCCUUCUUCCCUCUCUUUUUGUCCGCCAGUUUAUUUUAUUUUAUUUUUUAUAUAACUUGGCUUUCUUGUUAAGUUCUUUUUAUUUUUGACCCUAUUUUCCAACUAGCUAUCGCAGAUUCUCAUCGAACAAGAUGCCUGAAGGUGCCGGUAGACCCUGGAACCUUACACAAGCGCAAGAGGAUAAACUAAAGUUAUUAUGGACUCUUAUAUUUAAACUCUUUGAUAAGCCCAUCGUCGAACGAACAAGCUCCUGGUCAACGGCCAAAACCCAUCUUUCCUCUCCCACCUCUUCUGAUUCUCCUGCAGAUUCUUAUCAAUCGAGCUUCGUAUCUUAUACGAGGUCACAGAUCGAUGGCUUUUUGCCUAAUUCUGGUUCUGAUUCUCGGGGAGGAAAAAGUAAAUCCACAGGUUGUGCCGAGCGUAUUGCCAGUAUUACCUCUGAAUGGGAUCCAGAAGAAUUGCGUCUUGCAUUCUGGGAUGCCGUCAAUUGCGAUGAUCCUGAUGGACUAUUGCUCCGUUUCCUUCGAGCUAGAAAAUGGAAUGUCGAGGCUGCUUUAGAAAUGUUUAUAAAAACUGUCCAUUGGCGUAGUCGUGAAAUGAACGUUAGCGACAUUAUUUAUCAUGCUGACCAUCUUGACAAAGACGAUGAUUUUGUUCGUCAAUUACGAAUCGGUAAAUGCUUUAUAUUUGGCGAAGACAAAAAGAACCGCCCCGUUUGUUAUAUCCGUGCUCGGUUACAUAAAGUUGGUGAUGUUUCUCCUGAAUCCGUUGAGCGGCUUACUGUUUGGGUCAUGGAAACCGCACGCCUUAUUCUGAAGCCUCCCAUUGAAACAGCUACCAUUGUUUUCGAUAUGACAGAUUUUAGUCUUUCUAACAUGGAUUACGGUCCUUUGAAGUUUAUGAUAAAAUGCUUUGAAGCCCAUUAUCCGGAAUGUUUGGGCGAAUGUAUCGUACAUAAAGCUCCAUGGCUUUUCCAAGGAGUUUGGUCUAUCAUUAAAUCAUGGUUAGAUCCAGUUGUUGUUUCAAAGGUCAAGUUUACAAGAAAUGUAAAAGACUUGCAACAGUACAUUAAAGCCGACAGCAUCUUAAAAGAGUUUGGUGGACCAAACCCUUGGAAGUACACUUAUCCUGAGCCUUGCCAAAAUGAGGCAGAAGCACUUAACAAUGUUGAUGAACGACAAAAAUUAAAAUCUAGGAAAAAUUUGAUUGCUGAAGAGUACGAAGAGGCGACCGUGGAUUGGAUCCUAAAUGAGAAUCCGGAAACUAAACAGCGACGCCGCAAGCUUGCCGGACAGCUUAUUGAGUCCUAUUGGUCCUUGGAUAAGUAUAUUAGAGCACGUUCUGUUUAUGACCGUAUGGGUCUGAUUGCACCCAAGUCUUCUCAUCCCGUUUAUCUUUACCAACCGAAGAGUGGAGAAGAUGCAGAUGGUAUAAAAGAGCCAGUAGUUGGAGUGGCUAGUGAAGAAAAUUUAUAAUCUAGAAAGGAAAAUGAAAAUCUUCUAUUUCCACUUUUACGUGUCAAGUUCCUUUUUGGCUUCUAUGUUUACCUUCCAUUGGACAUGAGCUUCAGAUGAUUUUAUCUUAUUACGCAUCACACACGAUAAUCGUUUAACCCCUUGUUUUUGUUUCCCUUCCUCGCAUUCUCCGCUUUCUUUCCAUUUCAUUGAUGAGUCUUGCUCGUACCUAAUAAUAACGCUCUCUUUUCUCUUAACACUAAUCAACUAAGGACUUUCUUUAAUAUACUACUUCAAGAUUUGAUAUAUACUACGAAGUUUUGGUUGCAAAUAACAUAGGAUGCCUCUAAGGGACGACCUAUGUCUAAAAACUCUGUCAUCUAUGCUCUAUAAAAGUACUUUUGGCUAUAAUAUGCUAUUUUUGAUUUCAAUUGUAUUUAUUAUCAUUUACAUUAUCAAGAUAAUGGUUUAGCUUAGGUGGAUGGGUUUAUAUGAUUUUCCUACAAGUUAAACUAUGAUAACUAUGCUAGCUACCUAUGUUACAAAAAUUUUCCCCCAAACUAAGACCAAAUAUAUGGGACUUAAAUUGUUUAUGAAAUUUAGAAUCUUACGUACUGUUUUAAAUGAAAGUACAAGCUGACAUUAUUAAAGAACUGAGUAAGUAGGUAU